AUGGCUCGUCCAGUUAAAAAAGGUGCUGGUGGACCAAUUACCUUAUUACCAGACAUUCCAUACAAGAAAACAGAAGCGACAUUUAGAAUGAACAAAGAGAACGAUAUUGACGUUGGGGACAACUUAAUGAUUAUGAAUAUCGCAUCAUCAGCGGUAGGAACAACUUGUGCAGAACUUAUCGCAGGAGAUCGAAUAACGAAGAUCAACGGUCAACCAGUGAAAACAAAAGCCGAAGCGGUUGCAGCGUUAAAAUCUGCAUUGGGUAGCGAUAUAAAAGUCGAAUUGUUGCGUCGUCAAUUUACAAAACCACUUACAUUGGAUCGGGCGAAAAAGAUCGGUUUGUCGCGUCUGGAUGGAUUUACUUACUUCUUACUCACUUGUGUAAAAGAAUCCAGCGAUCCUGUGUCGUCAUUUGGAUUCACAUUAAAAUUACUAAAAAAUCGAGCUCAUGUUAUUGCUUUGGAUCCGAAAGGUAUCGCUUCAAUUUAUUUCUGCAUUGGUGAUGCAUUGCUGGAUUUGGAUGGUAUACCGAUUCCAUUCAAUGAUAUUGAGUUUGUACGCGGAUAUACGCAAAAAUUCAACAAGAAUAAUCGAUUUACUGUCGUCAUCGAACGUCCUCUGUCACAACAGGCACUUUUCACGUAUAAUAUGUUGUUUAAAUUAAUGCUUCCACAAGAAUCUGACGUCGAAAUGGGUCCUGAUGCAGUGCUUAUUGGGAAGGAAGCCGCUAAUAUGCAUCGAAUGGUAUUUAGACGAUUGAAACCGAAAAGUGUGUACGGGCCCAGAGCUGACAAGCGUGGUGCUGAACCUACCUUAAAGACGUUGGAUGUGUCGGAUAGAGCGAAAAACAUACGUGUUGCGUCGAGCGCAAUGGAGCUGAAAAUAGCAUCAGAUAUCGAUGAUGAAGAUGAAUUGAAGCCAGUAGAUAGAAAGAGUCAUGCAUUGUUCGAUGACUUCUAA
This is a messenger RNA of Necator americanus (New World hookworm), 960 nucleotides long. RefSeq lists its product as uncharacterized. Lineage: Eukaryota; Metazoa; Nematoda; Chromadorea; Rhabditida; Ancylostomatidae. Gene Ontology annotation, molecular function: protein binding. Bases 1 to 960 code for a protein of 319 amino acids. The record is from RefSeq and is a predicted model, not a curated record. The transcript has 12 exons.